CGUUCAUUUUUAUUCAAAUUCAGUUGAUGGAUAGACUCUUAGAGGUUGCGACAAGUAUCCACCGACCUAGUCGUUAGAUUUUUCAAGUUCCGCGAGUAUCAACCGGAGGUCUUAGAACAAUCAGCAGUAAGACCUGCAAGGCUGACACUGCGCCUUCAUUGCCUACAGUGCAUAUCGGUGUUUGCUGAAGGAAGUGCUUUGCAGAGUUCCAUCUUUUCUUUUUCUGCUUUCCCACAACCAGUUCUUUGUGCAAUCGUGCUGUGCAAGAUACAUUUUGCAACUAAAAAUAUAAGAUGAAUCGAUAAAAAAUACAAGAGCAAAGCAGUAAGACGAGAUCUUUCGGGUUGAAGGUCUUCCAAACCAUUAAGCAACGAUUCCGUAGUGGUGCUUAAAUAUUAUUGCAAUGCUUGGUUCGGUUAAUUCCAAAAGCAUUUGAAGUGAAUUUGUCUAGUGAAAAAAAAUUUGUGAAGGCCUGGAAGCUUAAAGCGAAAAUGGAUUACGUUAUAAAAUUGUAUAAGGAUUGGAGGCUGCAUUCUGAGUUCACAGCAAUCGUAACCGAAAUGGAUGACGAUUACAUGUUCAACGAGAAGCAGUCCAUCCGCGAGUCGGCCAGAUCUCUGAAGAAAUACGGGAGCACCUGUAAUCACGUGAGAAACGACGAGGUGCUGAUCAGGCACGAAAUCGAGAAAACGGACACGUUACAAGGAAUUGCGCUGAAAUACGGAUGUACGACAGAACAAAUACGCCGUGUCAAUCGACUAUUUGCAUCUGACAGUUUAUUCCUUCGCCAGUUUCUUAUGAUACCCGUAACUAAAGGGUCACCAUUUUAUCCAAAAGAUGACCGACCACAGUCUAUGCCACCGAGAGCUUUUUCGAUAGCCGGCAUGCAACAGACGGGUACACAGAAUGUUCGUGAGAACAACAAUAGUAAAUCGAUGGAUUCCGUUGUGAUAAGUCCCGAAGAGGAAAAUAGAAAAUCUAUAGAUGAAUUCUUAGGAAAAAUUGAUUCGACUAUUGAAAAAUCAAAGGAGUACGUGGCGAAAUCGCAAAGUGGCGGAGAUUUCAUCACAAGCCAAAGCGACGAUGAUAUUUUUACAACUGGUGGCGUUCAGAAAAGGCGGGUUCAUUCCUCAUCAUCAAGCAAUUCCUCACAUCACCACGUGCGACAUAGCUCUUCAGGCAGUGCCACCGACACCGUUCAGCUGCUAAAUAUGACACACGGCAAACGUGUACAGAAUUCACUGCAACGCCUCGAGAAGCAACAGGACGAAUUCUUUGAAUUGUAGCAUAGGGUCAAUACUGUAAAUAAGUUUUACUACUUAUAUUGUGUUAAUAGUAUAUCAGGAAUACGUAAGCGAUGUAUGCGAUUUGUCAGUGAUAAGAUGGCGCAAAGUCAUCGCAGUGUUGUCCGAAGGGUACAGCUAAAAUAACUACCCACCACCACCCGUUCUCUCGACGAAAGAUCAUCACUCCUACUAAGAAGACAUUGUUGAAUGGGGACUGGCUAGUUGCUCUAUGAACUGAAAUGAAUGACUUAUUUGGAAAUUAGUUUCUAGACCAAGGACUGCAUGCCAUUUCCUGUAAAAAAGAGUACGAAUAUUUUUGGAUAAUACUACAAAUAUUUUGCCCAUUGUUGAAUUGUUUGUCGCUUUUGUAAAGACGCAUAGCAAAAGUAAAUAUCUCCUUAUUCGCAAAGUACACAGCGCGCAACUGGCUUGCCUGCUCUGUGAUGUAUACAAUGUAGAUAAGCAGACAUUUCACUUUAGGUUACUAAUGUGAGAACAUAGGCCACUGAGCCGUAGACGUAUAAGUUGGCAUAAUCUAUAAAUAUCCGGCCUUCUAUUUAAUAAAAUCCUGAUAUUCUAAUAACUAAUCUAGAAAGCAGCGCACACUAAGAGAAAAGCAAACUUCUACAGUGUACUUGGUGUAACUUUGGUUUUUCCUAAUGAACUGCGCCUUGUCAGAUGAAACAGCAUAUAAACUUCAGUUAUGCAGAAUCUAAAGCGAAUUUUAAAACGUGUUAAGCAAAACCUAUUACAGCUAUAGCAUUUAAAAUGUAUAAUCUCGGAAUAAAAGACAGCGUACAUGCUCCUAAACUGUACAUAACUAGGUGCUUUAAUUGUUUAUAUGAAGAAGUUAUAAAUCUCAAAAUUUACUGUGCAAUUAAAUGAUUAUGGAAUAUUAUAUACUAAAAUAGAUUUUAUUUUUCGUU
This is a messenger RNA of Hermetia illucens (black soldier fly), 2212 nucleotides long. RefSeq names its product lysM and putative peptidoglycan-binding domain-containing protein 1 (gene red). Bases 492 to 1286 code for a protein of 264 amino acids. The transcript has 4 exons. NCBI's taxonomy places the organism in Eukaryota, Metazoa, Arthropoda, Insecta, Diptera, Stratiomyidae. The record is from RefSeq and is a predicted model, not a curated record.